Messenger RNA from Stegastes partitus (bicolor damselfish), 2634 nucleotides. It is a transcript of the gene trmt13, whose product is annotated as tRNA methyltransferase 13 homolog. NCBI's taxonomy places the organism in Eukaryota, Metazoa, Chordata, Actinopteri, Pomacentridae. Gene Ontology annotation, biological process: tRNA methylation. The record is from RefSeq and is a predicted model, not a curated record. The transcript has 11 exons. Bases 229 to 1611 code for a protein of 460 amino acids.
UCCAUAAACAAGUCAAGUCCAUUUUCAAAAAAGAAACAUGAAUUUACAUCUAACUGAAUUAGCGUGUAAUUUAAUCAAAACAGAUAUCUGCAUAAUCAGUUUAUUCUUCAGGUAAAAUGAUCAGACGCUGUUUAACUCUGUAGUUUCCGUUUGUGGUGUUGUUUCCUCAGCUGCUUUAUUUCCACCGCCCUGUGAGCCCCUGAACGCAGCUCGGUGUUGUCCGGUGUCAUGGCGGCCCAGGUGCCCGGUCGGUGCUCGUACUUCGUGCAGAAGAAGAACCGUUUCUGUAAGAUGGUUGUGGGAAAAGGGAAGCUGUUCUGCGGAGAACACGCCAACAUGGAGGGGGCGGGCAGCAGGAGGAUUGUGUGUCCAUUGGACCCCAAACACACCGUGACUGAAGACAAACUGCAGAAGCAUCUGAAGAAGUGUAACUCCAGAGAGAAGCCCAAGCCUGUUUAUUUUGUGGAGAACAUAAAUGCCGGAUCAGCUGCCGGAGACGAGACGCUUCAUCAGGUGAGUCUGUCGGAACGCAGCAGGUCAGAGGUGGAGUCUCUGCUGGACAAACUGAAGACGGUGGUCAAAGGUCUGCAGUGUGACCUGGAGGACAGAGUUCUGUCUCAUCCCGUCCUCCACGAUGAACUCAACAACCCAAAGAAUGGAGACUCCGCCUACAAACACCUGAAGCAGCAGUCCUCCAUCUUAGGUCACCUGGAGGCGUUGGGGCUGCUGGGAAGGGGGCGGUGCUUCGUAGAGUUCGGCGCAGGUCGAGGAAAAUUGUCUCACUGGAUCCACGAGGCGCUGAAGACCUGCGACGGGCCAAAGACCUGCGAUGACCUACAGCUGCUGCUGGUGGAGCGCUGCAGCACUCGCUUUAAGGUUGAUGGGAAGCAUCAGGAGGACAGCGUUUCGUUCGAGAGGCUGCAGGUCGACAUUCAGCAUCUGGAUCUGAGUAAAGUUCCUCUGCUGCAACACAGGAGCCUCCCAUUGGUCGGAGUAGGGAAACACCUGUGUGGAGCAGCGACAGAUCUGGCUCUACGCUGUCUGUUGGAAACACCAGGACCCAGAGAUGCAACUGAACCACCCCAGAAACGCCUCAAACCAUCCGAACCAGCUGAGCUAAGACCAGGGGAUGAUCCAGGAACGGCACCAGCAGACUCUGGUCCGGGUCCCGGUCCAGUGUUGGGCCUGGCGGUGGCGCUGUGCUGUCACCAUCGCUGUGAGUGGCGUCACUACGUCGGGCAGCAGUUCUUCCUGGAGCGAGGACUCGGAGCUGCUGAGUUUUCUGCCUUCUGUCGGAUGUCCAGCUGGGCCACAUGUGGACUCAGACCGACCAAUCAGGACCGCUCCCCGCAGGAUCCGACCAAUCAGAGAGGAGACGAUGAAGAGCAUGAACCAGCAGAAGAGACAGACUCCGUUAACAGGUUUGUUGCAGCAGCAGACCGGCAGCAGGUCGGCCAUCUCUGUAAGCUACUGAUUGACUGUGGCAGACGUCACUUCUUGAAGACUAAAGGCUUCAGCAGCAAACUGAGCCGGUACGUCUCCGCUGAUGUCACUCUGGAGAACGUUCUACUGACCGCUGAACCUUCAUCCUCCUCCUCCUCCUCACUCUGAUGUUCAGCUGCAGUUCAAGGAGAAGUGUUGUUUUCUGUUUUCUGCCACAGUAAUUGAAUCUUUGCAUUUUGACGCCAUCUUGGAAUUUUCUGAUCCACAUGAUUCAUCUGUUAUAGAGAUGUUCUAAUCAAGUUUUUUAUACCCCUGAUCCAACCAGAGCCAAUUAGUAUUCAGUAUCUGCAGAUACAGAGUUCCAAUCCGAUAACAUUUUCCUCCAUAAACACUUCAAGUACAUUGAAGUUAUUAAAAUCAAUCCAGUGUAUCUGCUUACCAACCAAAUGUCUCUGUAAUGCAUUAAGAAAACCCUGCAUCUCUACCUCCAGUCUGUUCCUUAAUGUUCUGUCGAUGGAACCUUGUAGUAAAGUUCUGAUAGAACCCUGUCUAAAUGUAGAGUUAGAGGCUACAUGAUGUCAGUAAAUGGAUCAUAGACCAGCUGUAGUACCUGGUUGUUCCACCAGGUGGAGCCUCUUCUUGUUUAAACUCGUAGAGACUAGAAUAGGUGUCACUCAGUCUACAGUUCAUGUUGGCAGCAGAGAGCAUUCUGGGAGUUUAGCAGCAACGGGACCAUGACAGAGACUCUGAGGAGGUUGAUGACCUCCAACCAGAACUGAUGGGUUUAAGACAUGCUGGAAUCAACCAGAACAGAGGUCCGUAUCACUGUGAUUACUGAUUGGAAAUACUGCUAAAUACUGAUUAUAAAAUAAUCAUAAACUAGCAUCCCACCGCAGAUUGUGCACACAUGUGACAGAAGACGUAAACUACAGAUCGGACAGAGGUUUGAUACACAUCAGUUAAAACAAUGUGUUGAUUAUCUACGACCCUCAUCCCUGAGAUUUGAUCAGAACAUUCCUCAUCAUCACAGUAAAAUCUGCAGCUGACUGAAAUAAGAAAAGCAGAUUUGUGUUUCUGAAAAAACUUUUUAUUGUUUUACUAAAAUGAAAAUCUUAACCAGACUGAAUGUGUUCAAAUGUUUUGUAAAGUUUGUAUUAAAGCCUUUUCAGUUUCCUGUUUCAGUAAACGUCA